AUGUUUCCGUCCUCUUCAAUUCUCAUCGCUAUCUUCAUUGGUGGUAGCGCUGCUACAGUAGCAUUUCAACAGGCUUAUAGAAGUGCUGUAAAACUUGGUUGCAUUCAAAGGAACUGUAAUGGAAAACUCAUGGCCAAAGGUCCCGAUGAUGGACAACCAAUUUAUGAAAAGGAAGAAAGAUGUACGAAGCCGGACAGUGGCGAUGUCUCAAGUUAUAUCCCAUGCACAACGUACCAAGGUUCCUCAUGUGCUGCUGCAAUGAAGCUGUGUGUUGCUGGAUACAUUGACCUUAGUAAAUCAACUACUACAGCAGCAACGACUAUAUCAGUUGCUACCACAGCCGCAGGUGGAAGUAGUGCAGCGCCAGGAACAGGAGCUACUGCAGGAGGAGUUGGUAGGUCUAUAAUUGUACCAUCCCCUUUUUUACAUCCAGACACCUCUGGUCGAGUCCAAACAUUUCUAUCUAAGCAAAAAAUGAGUGUUGAGGACGCACAUGUUUCUACAGCUACGAAUUCACAUUCUGUAUACACUUCGUACUGUGUUUUCUUCCUCUAG
This is a messenger RNA of Necator americanus (New World hookworm), 555 nucleotides long. RefSeq lists its product as uncharacterized. The transcript is spliced from 4 exons. The coding region runs from base 1 to 555 and encodes 184 amino acids. Lineage: Eukaryota; Metazoa; Nematoda; Chromadorea; Rhabditida; Ancylostomatidae. The record is from RefSeq and is a predicted model, not a curated record.